Molecule: messenger RNA, 706 nt
Organism: Gryllus bimaculatus (two-spotted cricket)
Lineage: Eukaryota; Metazoa; Arthropoda; Insecta; Orthoptera; Gryllidae
Source: the annotation of a GenBank genome assembly
GAUGAAACCGUGAACAGCCGAGAUACUUCGAGAGCAUGGUUAAAUACAGUAUGCCGUGCAGAACGGUGCAGGAACCAGGAACUGAAACCACUAGGCGCCCCCACAAGUGGUAAUACAAUUGUUCGUAUUCCAUUCUUGAUUAAACCUAUGAUUCAACCCGUUUCUAUAAAAUAGUAUUUUCUUUAACACAGUAAAUAACCGUCUGGCGAAUUAUAUAUUCGACCCGACCAACAUUCUAAUAAGAAUGGCGAAUAUUGUAGCCAUGAGACUGCUGUGUAUAACUCGUCAGAUGCCACUCAAUUCAUUAUUUUGCGGAUCAAGAAGAUGGACUCAAUCUGGAGGCUCUAAACCCUCUUCUAGCCCUGCACUAAAUGCCCCAGGCUUAAGUCAAGCUUGCAUUUUGCCAGCAUCUGGAGAGGUAGGACCAGGAGCAUCCAAGGAUGGAAAUUACAAGAAUCCGGAAUACUUUUUAUACCACAAUACGUCCUACUUUGAAGCAGAAAUUGAAAUGGCCAAAUUCAGGUUGCCACAACCUUCUAGCAAAAAAAGUAAAAACUAAAUAGAAUUUGGUUUUGAAUAAAAAUUUAAAUACACAAAUGCAAGUAGCCCAGCAAGAAAUUAACCUGUUUUAUCUGAGAAUAAAUUUGUUGUAAAUAAAUGUAAAAUGGAAAUAAAUAGUUGUAGAUAUUGUAACAUAAAAUACUUG